GCAUCCUCUAAGCGCUAUGUCACUCAAAAAAGGCGCCAAAACAAUUCCCGCGCAUUCACUCUUGCAGUGUGCUUAUGUAGUUGUCUUUAUCGCAAACGUUUGUCGUAAAAUGGGGGACAGUUUGACUGAAGAGGAAAUUCUGAGGCUGCUGGAAGAAUCUGGAUCUGAAAUUGACGAUGAUGGAUUUCAAACUGAAAAUAGUUCUUCUGAAAUAGAUGGUAACAACGAGUGGUCCGAAAAUGAAAAUGAGCCAUCAGACGUAUUAGAAGAGUGUGAAGCUCCCAUUCAAAAAGGCAGAGGCAGAAUACAACAACAGCAGUCCCAAAACAACGUUGUUGAAUGGGUAAAUGACGAUGUCCUACAACAAUUACCGCUCUUUGAAGGCGUAAGUAAUGUCUUGGCACCUUUGAGCGCCGAAAGCACUGAAUUUGACUGUUGGAGCGUCUUUAUUGACGCAAAUGUCAUCAAAAAUAUAAAGACAGAAACAAACCGCUACGCUGCAGCAACAAUUUCCAAAUUGCGGAUGCAAAAUAAAAUAACUUCCAGGUCGCUUUGGGCCAAUUGGUCUGCUGUGAAGCUACAUGAGAUGUAUCAGUUUUUUGCUAUAAUUAUUCACAUGUGCCUUGUACACAAACCAAAUAUUACGGACUAUUGGAGCAAUGACCUAAUGCUAGAUUCCUCCUUACCUGCAAAAAUCAUGAAAAAGAGACAGAUUUAGGUCAAUUUACUUUAUGCUUCACGUAAAUAACAACGACAAUUAUGUACGAAGGGGUCAACCAAACCAUGAUCCUAUACACAAAAUCCGACCUUUUUUUGAUAACUUUGUACUGAAAAGCAAGAACAGUUUUUCUCCUGGCGAGAAUCUCACAGUUGAUGAAGGUUUAUGUCCAUUCAGAGGGAGAAUUCGAUUUCGAGUAUAUAUCAAGAACAAACCGAGCAGGUAUGGUAUAAAAUUUUUCAUUCUAAGUGAUUCAGCAACAGGAUAUGUUUUGAACUGUGAAGUGUACACCGGUGCAGGUGAAAAAGACAACAGUGCAGAUUCAGUGGUGCUACGUUUGUGCAACAGUUAUCUACGUAAGGGUCAUACAUUGUACAU
Molecule: messenger RNA, 1096 nt
Organism: Schistocerca americana (American grasshopper)
Lineage: Eukaryota; Metazoa; Arthropoda; Insecta; Orthoptera; Acrididae
Exons: 2
Coding region: 17-718 (233 amino acids)
Biological process (GO): non-replicative DNA transposition
Cellular component (GO): nucleus
Molecular function (GO): transposase activity
Source: RefSeq, a predicted model, not a curated record